Molecule: messenger RNA, 1500 nt
Organism: Lasiodiplodia theobromae
Lineage: Eukaryota; Fungi; Ascomycota; Dothideomycetes; Botryosphaeriales; Botryosphaeriaceae
Product: Glycoside hydrolase protein
Exons: 5
Coding region: 1-1500 (499 amino acids)
Source: RefSeq, a predicted model, not a curated record
AUGUUGGGGCUCUCGCUCGGCCAUCCCCACCAAAACGGGAAAACCUACCAGCUCCACAUCCCGCACGGACUUACGCGGGGCAACAAGGUGGAUGGGAGGUUUAUCUCGUAUUCGGUCGAGUUCUCGUACAUGAAGGAUUACGCGGGCAAUCUCUCACACCCAAACACCCUGUCGAGCCAGCUGCUGCAGAGCCUCUUUGAGGCGUCCGGGUCCUAUCCUCUCAUACGUGUAGGAGGAACCACUCAGAACAAGAACAUAUGGAUCCAGAAUCAGACUGAAGCACUUAUCGAAAUCUUCGAGUCUCCUGGGGAUGAUCAACCGACUUCGUUGUCAGUGGGACCGAGCUGGCUGGAGUCCUUCCAGACGUUUCCUAAUGGCACGCGAUACAUCUAUGGACUCAACUUCAUUGAAGGUGACGCCGGUGUUGAGCAGGACGUGCUGCAGGCGAGUAACGUCGCUGAGGCCUUGGGUGAAAGUCUCUAUGCGUUUGAAAUUGGCAAUGAGUUCGAUGAUAACUGGUCUCUUGAGCUCUACGUAGACGAAUGGUUGGGCCAUGCCACUGCCAUAGAGGACAACAUUACAGCUGCUCAAGAUGAGACCGAGAGACCUCUUUUUCAGGCUGGCGUAUUUGCUGCUGAUUCCGAUUUACCGAUGCAGGGAGACACGCCGUGGACCGCGGAGGCCGCGCUCGAACAUGGUAUUGCUGAAACCGGACUGGUGAAAUCUUGGUCUGAUCAUACGUACAUGGGCGCAAUCUGCGGACUUCCCGGCCAGGAGACACCAACCCUGGAAGGCACAGUCCUCAACCGCACAAACAUGCUCGAGAGGAUGAAGACGCACGAGGAACAAGCAGACUAUUGUGCUGCACACGGCGUGCCCUACGUCAUCGGCGAGACAAACUCCAUUGCCUGCCAAGGCCUCGCCGGCGCCUCCGACGUCUUCGGCGCCGCUCUUUGGGCCGCCGACUACACUCUGCACGCCGCCUCGACCAACAUCUCCCGCCUGCACUUCCACAUGGGCACGCCGUACCGCUACUCUGCCUGGCAGCCCGUCGACAUCAACGACACGGUGGCGCGAGCGAAGCCGGUGUAUUACGGGAACUUGUUCGCGGCGACGGCGCUGGCGGGUGCGGGGAAGAGCGUGGUGAGUCUUGUCAGUGAGGAGUUCUUUUCGGCCUAUGGUGUUUUUGGUGGUGCUGAUGGCGGUGGUGAGGCGGAGCUCGAGAGAGUUGUGGUUGUGAAUUUACGGAUGCACAACGCGACGGAGACGACGCCGCGGGGGGAGAUGGAGGUGGCGUUGCCGAGUCAGAUGGUUGGACGGCGGAUGGGAGUGAGGAGGUUGAAGGGGCGUGGCGCGGAUGUUGCGGAUGGUAUCACUUGGGCAGGGAAGACGGUGGAUGCGCAGGGGAAGCUGGUCGGGGAUGAAGUGGUGGAGGGGGUGACUGGUGAGAGAGUCUGGGUUGAGGACAGUGAGGCGGUGAUUAUUUCUAGUCUGGAUUGA